AUGUCAAAUGCGAGAGCAAUUCGGCAUGAAUUGAAUCACAUCAAAAAUGAUAUUAAGGAACUAAAACGACAACAAACAUCACCAAUAUAUUUACUAAUAAAAUCAACUUCUUCAAAUAAUGUCUCUUCAAUGUAUACUUCAAUUUCAUCAAAUAAUCCAUGCAGGUUAUCCUCACAAAAUUCAAUAUACUAUUGUAAUGAAUGUAAUAGAUAUAUUAAUGAACGAACUUCUCCUCAAUAUUCAAUAUUCAAACCAAAGACGGCUACCACAACUUAUCAGGAUAGCUACAAUCGAGAAUGGUCAUCUUCAGCAGCUGCCAACUACGUGUGUUAUCCAAUACACGAGAAUCGAUCGACAAUAUUAAAAGAACUUCAAAAGAAAUAUCCAUCAUUAUCACCUGCUGUUGAAAUUCGUCCAAAUUGGAUAUCACCAUCAUCUAAAAGUAGUUACCCAUAUCGACGAUGUAAUCUCGGUGCAUACUAUCCGGACCCGUAA
This is a messenger RNA of Rotaria sordida, 495 nucleotides long. Lineage: Eukaryota; Metazoa; Rotifera; Eurotatoria; Philodinida; Philodinidae. The record is from the annotation of a GenBank genome assembly.